Molecule: messenger RNA, 774 nt
Organism: Fusarium coffeatum
Lineage: Eukaryota; Fungi; Ascomycota; Sordariomycetes; Hypocreales; Nectriaceae
Exons: 5
Coding region: 1-774 (257 amino acids)
Source: RefSeq, a predicted model, not a curated record
AUGAUGUGGUUCAGCAUCGUGUCAACCCUGUGCAAGAAGGUCUCUGACGGAGAGGCUACAUUGGCACCGUCCAUCACACGUCUGGAACCCAUCGUCCCUGACGAGCUUGAGAUUCGCCCUGAUCCACAACUGAGGCCGAACGUCUCCUCGAAGAUACAGAUGAGAUGGACAAUCCCGACAAUGAUGGAGAUUGAUAUCGACAACUCUCCAUUCGUGUUCCUGUUCCGUCCUGAGCAGGAUAUUCGCCUACGACAGUCUGCGACUGGGCCAAGAGUCGCAAACUCCGAUCUCAUCUGCCCUUAUCAACCCCGACGACAUCAAGAUCCGAUGGUAGAACUGCAUAUGACGCCUUUUGCAGCAGCCUGUUCACACCUCUACUCUCUGAUCGCAACAGAUGAGUUUGAUCCUUCUUGGGUCCUCCGAAGCUUCCGCAGUCACCUUCGACUUCCCGCCUCAAACGUCGACGGAGCGUUCCUCGGCGUGCGGUCGCGAUGUAAGGUCAAGAAUACAGCACGGCAUCCCGAAGCCAUCCAGCUUCGAAACAGGUCCUUGACUGUACCCUACUACACGAUUUACGACAGUGAGGAUGAUACACAUGACGACCAGGCCGUUCAGGAGAAUGGGAAUGAAUAUGGCAACUUCGCCUCUGAAGCCAGUAGUGUGGACCUUUACAAAAAGGCGUUCCGGAAGGGUGUACAGAAAAUGGACCGACGGAUUGAUGAUCGUGGACGACCUAACGCGAUCUUGACGAGUUUCAUGGCCACGCCUCAGUGA